AUGUCGCGGCCGACCAGUGACCCCCCGUUCCUGAACCACGCCCACGAAACCCACCACUGCAACUCUCCCACGCGCGUGCAGAACAAGACUCCCCAGCAAGCUUUCAUGAUCGAUUCGACUUACCUCGCCACCCUGACCCUGCUCGCCUGCGCAUCCGCCCUCGUCCUCGCCGCAAUGCUCUACCCAGCCGCGCUGCUCCGCUGA
Messenger RNA from Parastagonospora nodorum SN15, 204 nucleotides. RefSeq lists its product as hypothetical. The coding region runs from base 1 to 204 and encodes 67 amino acids. Lineage: Eukaryota; Fungi; Ascomycota; Dothideomycetes; Pleosporales; Phaeosphaeriaceae. The transcript has 2 exons. The record is from RefSeq and is a predicted model, not a curated record.